This is a messenger RNA of Alligator mississippiensis (American alligator), 14381 nucleotides long. RefSeq names its product tenascin R (gene TNR). Lineage: Eukaryota; Metazoa; Chordata; Crocodylia; Alligatoridae. The transcript is spliced from 23 exons. The coding region runs from base 563 to 4636 and encodes 1357 amino acids. Gene Ontology annotation, molecular function: protein binding. The record is from RefSeq and is a predicted model, not a curated record.
UUUAAGCAAGAGAGAGAAAGCGAGCGUGUGAGAGCGAGCAAGCAAAGCAAUCGCAGGCUUUCUCCACUCCUCAACGCGGCUGUUGCAGCAGCAGAGGCCGGCUGAGCUGAGGCUGUUCACUAGAUACAAGCAGCCUGAGAAGGACCGGGUGGGAAGGGACCUUGAAUCCUGAGGGGAUUUGCCACCAUUGGAGUGGGCCGACUGACUUUCUUUACCUUCUUCCUCACCCCUCAUCCCCACUCCCAACCUGUCAUCUUGGCUGCUACUCUCUAUGAGAAGGAGAAGAGGGAGGGCAGAGGUGUGCUUGGGAAGCAGGAGACCUAGUCGCCUUGAGUCUCAGGAAUUCUCCCACCAACCUGCACCCUCUUCCCUGCUGCUGCUGCUGCUUCCCAGCUUGGGUGGCUACGGCAUAUCUGCCUGACAAAGAGUCUGGAGUUUUUUUGCAAACCACAUACAGGAAACUGUGCCACAGAGGUGCAAACCAAGCCAUCAACUUCAGCAGGUCCUCACACAGCUUCGUUGUCUAAGGCUGGUUUAGAAGUCUCUUUCCUUUCUGAAGAAAAUGGGGACUGACAGUGAAAACAUAGUCCUGAGAAACAUGAUUAUCAGUCUCAAUUUGAUAUUCCUGGGAUUAGUCCUCAAGCCCUUUGAGUGUCGGCUAGAAGUUACAACAGAGAGGAUAAGGAGGCAGGUAGUGGAUGAGGAAGGCAACUUUGCCAACUACAGCCCACCAAUCAAAGAAAAACCAAUGGUCUUCAACCAUGUGUACAACAUUAACGUGCCCCUGGACAGCCUCUGCUCAACACUGUUCGAGGCCUCAGCUGACCAGGAGGUGAGUUCAGAAGACGACAGGAUGACGGAAUACACGGAGCAGACCUCAAACAGCGAGAGCCAGGUCACCUUUACGCACAGGAUAAACCUCCCCAAGCAGGCCUGCAAGUGCUCCACGUCCUCCCAGCUCAUGCAGGACCUGCUGAACAGAAUUGAAAUGCUGGAGAGGGAGGUUUCCAUGCUACGGGACCAAUGCAACUCCAAUUGCUGCCAAGAAAAUGCAGCCACAGGGCAGCUGGAUUACAUCCCUCACUGCAGCGGUCAUGGGAACUUCAGUCUGGAAUCUUGCAGCUGCAUGUGCAAUGAAGGCUGGAUUGGAAAGAACUGCUCAGAGCCCCACUGCCCCAUGGGCUGUUCCAGCCGGGGCGUGUGCGUGGAAGGCCAGUGCAUCUGUGACAAUGACUACAGUGGGGAUGACUGCUCAGAGGUCCGCUGUCCAAUGGACUGCAGUUCCCGAGGGCUUUGCAUGGAUGGGGAGUGUGUCUGUGAGGAAGGUUACGCCGGGGAAGACUGUAGCGAACUGAGAUGCCCCAAUGACUGCUCCGGAAAGGGGAGAUGUGCCAAUGGUACCUGUGUCUGCCAGGAGGGCUACGUGGGAGAAGACUGUGGUCAUCUCAGGUGCCUGAAUGCCUGCAGCGGACGUGGCAUCUGCCAGGAGGGGAUGUGCUCUUGUGAAGAAGGUUACAAAGGGCAGGAUUGCUCAGCAGUUGCUCCACCCGAGGACCUGAGAGUGGCUGGAAUCAGUGACCGGUCCAUUGACCUGGAAUGGGGUGGUCCAAUGGCUGUGACAGAAUAUGUGAUCUCCUAUCAGCCAGCAGUACCGGGGGGCAUUCAGCUACAGCAACGACUGCCUGGAGACUGGAGCUCUAUCACCAUCAAGGAGCUGGAACCAGGCUUCACUUACAAUAUCAGUAUCUAUGCUGUCAUCAGUGGCAUCUUUAGUGUCCCUGUCACUGUGAAGGUGACUACCCAUCUCUCUGUUCCACGGGGAUUGAAGUUCAAGACUAUCACAGAGACCACUGUGGAGGUGCAGUGGGAGUCCUUUGCAUUCCCUUUUGAUGGCUGGGAGAUCAGCUUCAUUCCCAAGAACAAUGAAGGCGGCGUGAUUGCACAGCUUCCUAGCAGUGUCACCACCUUCAACCAGACAGGACUGAAACCAGGGGAAGAGUACACCGUCAAUGUCGUAGCCCUCAAGGAACAAGCCAGGAGCCCCCCUACUUCUGACAGCGUCUCAACCUUAAUUGAUGGGCCAACCCAGAUCAUGGUGCGAGACGUCUCAGACACGGUGGCCUUUGUGGAGUGGACCCCACCACGAGCCAAAGUAGACUACAUCCUGCUGAAGUAUGGCUUGGUGAAUGGGGAAGGGGGAAAGACCACCUUCCGCCUGCAGCCUCCUCUUAGCCAAUAUUCAAUGCAAGCCCUGCGGCCUGGCUCACAGUACGAAGUCUCCAUAAGUGCUGUACGAGGGACUAAUGAGAGUGAUCCAGCUGUCACCCACUUCGCAACAGAGAUUGAUGCUCCCAAGAACCUCCGUGUUGGGUUUCGGACAUCAACCAGCCUGGAACUCGAGUGGGAUAACAGUGAGGCCGAGGUGCAGAACUACAAGGUGGUGUACAGCACACUGGCAGGCGAGCAGUACCACGAGGUGCUGGUGCCACGGAAGUCAGGGCCAACAACCAAGACCACACUCAUUGAUCUUGUGCCAGGAACAGAAUAUGGUGUUGGCAUAUCAGCUGUCAUGGACAGUCAGCAGAGUGUGCCAGCCACCAUGAACGCUAGGACUGAACUUGACAGUCCUCGUGACCUCAUUGUGACAGCCUCCACGGAAACAUCCGUCUCCCUGGUCUGGACCAAAGCCAAAGGGCCCAUCGAUCAUUACCGCAUUACCUUUACCCCAGCCUCAGGGAUGGCCUCUGAGGUGACGGUACCCAAAGACAAAUCUGAGCUCACUCUGUCAGACCUGGAGCCUGGAGUGGAGUAUACCAUUUCCAUCAUCGCAGAGAGGGGCCGUCAGCAGAGCCUGGAGUCCACAGUGGAUGCAUUCACAGGUUUCCGACCCAUCACACAGCUGCAUUUCUCUCAUGUGACUUCUUCCAAUGUGAACAUCACCUGGAGCGAUCCCUCCCCUCCGGCAGACAGGCUUAUUCUAAACUACAACCCCAGAAACAAAGAGGAGGAGACCAAGCAGGUCACGCUGGAUGGAACCAAGAGACAUGCCACCUUGUCUGGACUGCAGCCAUCCACAGAGUACAUCGUGUCACUGGUUGCUGUGCAUGGCAUGGUCAGCUCUGAGCCCAUAAUGGGCUCCAUCACAACAGGGAUCGAUCCUCCUAAGGACCUUGCUGUGGGCAAUGUGACUGAGAAUUCAAUGACCAUCUUCUGGGCCCCACCCAUUGCAGCUUUUGACCAUUACAGAAUUUCUUACCAGUCUGCUCAAGGAAGAGUAGACACCACACCAAUUGCCAAAGACAUCACUGCAUACACUCUCAGCCGCCUGCGGCCAGCUACUGAGUAUGAGAUCAAUCUAAAAAGUGUGCGGGGCCGGGAAGAGAGUGAGCGUACCUCCAUCAGCAUGUACACAGCCAUGGAUAAUCCACUGGGUCUGACUGCCACCAAUGUCACACCAACAGAGGCUCUGCUGCAGUGGAACCCCCCUCUGUCUGAAGUAGAGAACUAUGUCAUUGUGCUAACACACUACACAGUGGCAGGGGAGACAAUUCUAGUGGAUGGGACAAACGAAGAAUACCAGCUAACCAACCUGCUGCCCAGCACUGCCUAUACAGUCACCAUGUAUGCCACCAAUGGCCCUCUCACCAGCAGGACCAUCAGCACCAACUUUACAACUUUUUUGGAUCCUCCAACAAACCUGACAGCCAGUGAGGUCACCCGCCGGAGUGCUCUCCUUUCGUGGCAACCUCCCAUGGCAGAGAUUGAGAACUACAUCAUGACAUACAGAUCGACUGAUGGAAGCCGGAAGGAGCUAAUUGUAGAUGCAGAGGACACCUGGAUCCGCCUGGAGGGGCUGUCAGAGACUACGGAAUACACCGUACGCUUGCAGGCAGCCCAGAAUGCCAUGAGAAGUGGAUUCACCUCCACUACCUUCACCACAGGAGGACGCGUGUUUGCUAAUCCUCAGGAUUGUGCCCAGCAUCUGAUGAAUGGAGACACUCUGAGCGGAGUCUACACUAUCUCCGUCAAUGGAGAUAUUGGCCAGAGGGUGCAGGUGUACUGCGACAUGACCACAGAUGGGGGCGGAUGGAUUGUGUUUCAGAGACGACAAAAUGGUCUGACAGAUUUUUUUCGGAAAUGGGUGGAUUAUCGAGUUGGUUUUGGAAACAUAGAGGAUGAGUUUUGGCUGGGUCUGGAUAACAUACACAAGAUCACAUCACAAGGACGCUAUGAGCUGCGGAUAGACAUGCGAGAUGGUCAGGAGACAGCUUAUGCCUAUUAUGAUAAAUUCUCUGUUGGUGAUGCCAGGAGUCUGUACAAGCUCCGGAUAGGAGACUACAAUGGCACCUCGGGUGAUUCACUCACCUAUCACCAAGGCCGCCCAUUCUCCACCCAGGACAGAGACAAUGAUGUUGCUGUGACAAACUGUGCCUCUUCAUACAGAGGGGCUUGGUGGUAUAAGAACUGUCACCGAACUAACCUCAAUGGCAAGUAUGGCGAAUCCCGGCACAGUCAGGGCAUUAACUGGUACCAUUGGAAAGGCCAUGAGUUCUCUAUACCCUUUGUGGAAAUGAAGAUGAGACCUUACAACCACCGUUAUGUCUCGGGGAGAAAACGGCGGUCUCUACAGCUCUGAGUCAGCAGGAGCCCCCACCCCCAACCGCCUGACCUUUUCUGUCAUUUGUUUGUAUUUUAUAAUAUGAAAAGGAAAAAGAAAAUACUACUACUCUGAGAUAGCAACCUGCCCCAUACAUGACCUGGAAGGAAUAGGUGAUGUGUGGCUAGAAAGCCAGUGGGCUUUGGGAAGGGAAGGACGUCAAUGUUUUUUGUUAUUCUCAGUGAAAUGCCAAGUUCCCAAUUACCCCACUUCCUAGCCCCUACCCUUUUCAUGGAAAGAGAGAGAACAAGGAAGGGGGGGGAGAGAGAGAGAGAUUUUUAAUAUUUUAAAGGCCUAUAAGUCCCAAGAAAACCCCAUCAGAACUGUGUGUCCCCAUACUCCUCCCCCCCCCCGCCAUCUCUGUAAUCGAGUUUCCUUCGCAAUGCAGGUGCUGUCAACCAGGGACAUCAGUGAAAGUAGAGUUGGCCAAGAUGUGAUGUGGGCUCUCUGUUUAGGCAGACUGUCUGGCUGGGCAGCCUGCUGCUGAGUCAGCAAGCAGCACCAGCCAAACCUAAACAAGGAGGAGUGAAAAUAGUGUCCUGCCAUUUAUACAGACUCAUAGGGAACAAGUCAGAGCCCCUAUAAGCUAGGGUCUGAGACCCAGUCUUACCCUCCUAGCCACCCUUAAGGACCUGGGAGCUCAAUUCUCCCUCCAGCCAGUGACAAAGAAACAAAGAAUGACAAAGAAACAACAGCCCCUCUACCCCCCCGACACUACCACCACCACCAUAAUGACCAGUUCCUCCACUAGCCAAGAAGAUGCAGCUGUCCCUCUCUCCCUUUGACCAAGAACAUACAGCCUCCCUUAUCUCCACAAGCUCAAUACAGGCACACACACACAGAUAAAUACAGUGAGCAUAAGUAAUUUCAAUGCCUAGCAUUGUGUGCCAGAUUACUGGGAGUCAGAGAUCUCACAAAGAGAGCCUGAGGUAUGACUGCAUGCUCUCUCCAUCUCCCUUUGCCUUUAGAAGGGUCCCUGCCUACCAGUUAACUCCACUAUCACUAUGCUUCUAGCAUGCCCAAAGUAACCCUCUGUUUACAAUGAACACAUUAGCAUUAGGGGAACAGAUGGUGUACAGCAUCUGCCGAUAGGCAGGAACAACUGUACCAGCAGGCAACACUAGCAUGGGCACAGAAGUGGCCCUUCUACUCCUGAUUUGAAAUCUUUCUAUGAGUUAUAAAUAUGAUGAUGAUCCUUAGGUCAGGGGAGAGGACAGGAGUGAAAGAAUCAGCAAAAAUAGCUUCUAGGAAUCUUUAAAGUCACCCUAAAGUAAGUAAAUUUACUUUCUCUGUUAUUUCUAUAUGCCACAUUGUCAUCUCUCAUAGUUGUUUUAGGCCCUAAACCAAAGAGUGCUGUACGAGGGACAGUAACCAGAAGAAAUGGCAAGUAGCUACAGUUCCAUCCCGAUUCUGCUAGGAUAAGCUGCAGCCAUUUGCCAUGAAAUUUGGCUGAUGUGCAAGUUCUUUUGCAUUUUGGAGGUAGGAUGGUGUUGGGGUGGAGGCAAAAGAACCCCAAGUCAGGAAAGGUGGGACUCUCUUCCUCAUCGUUUUGUAGUCAGCCUCCCAGGUGAUCUCAAGCAAGUCACAACCUCUCUGUGCCUUGGUUUCCCCACCUCUGAAAUGGGAAAUUGAAUACUUCCCUACCUCAAAGUGAGGCUUAAUUCAUUCAGAUAUGUAAAGCACUUGGAGAUUUUUGAAUAAAAGGCCCUGCAUAUAGUCAAGGCCUUAUUAUAUAUUCCCUCCUUAUAAAGAGACACCUUCAUAGGUACAAACCUGAUACUUAGAUGAUCUGUCACCUCUCUACCUAUUGUUACUGACACAACCUUUAAUAAUUAAAAGUGAAUUUCAAACAUUAAAUUUACUCCUCAUGACUGAUGAUGCUGUUUAUGUUUUGCACUCUAUUCAGUUUGGCCAGUGAAAAUAACCUAGUCUCUCUUUCUGGCUCCCAUGAACCACCUAAUACCUAAUCACCUUAGCAUAGCCAAGAAUAAGCCAAUUGUCUCCUUAAUCAUCACACUUCUUGACUCAAUGGUUUAUAAGCUCUACAGCCAGCCUGCACCCAUUGAUGAGAGGGGAAGUUAAAAAGAAAAUGCAGUCUCCCUUUCUGCUCCACUCAUUGGACAGAAGAACUUAACUAACCCUGGGUUCAGGAUUACAUACAAGUCUCAACCCCUUGAGUAUUCUUCUUCAGAGAUAAGGGAAGGGAUCCCAUCUGUUGCUAACUUGACCUGAGGGAAUGAUGAGCUGCCCUUUAAACUCUUGUUUCUCUCUUACAGUAAAUUAGCACUGGUCUGACACCUUAGAAGUAUGUACCCAGCACUACAACAAAGUCAAGCCUUUUUUCCAAUCCUGAAAGCUCGCUUUUUCCCCUCCUGGUGAUCAUAUGACAAGAUGAGGGGGUGCAGCCUGCUUAGGCCCAGUUUUGAACAUACACUGAGUACGGAGUUUGCUCUACAACCCACUGUGGUCAAUGGAAUAUUUCAUCAUGAUGUCAGAGGUCUUCAGAUCAGGCUUUAUGUUACUCACUGGCCGUAUCUACAUGUGCAGUUUACUGCGGAGUAGACUAAUUACUGGCAGAGUAAACUAAUAAUCCAUGGAGUAAAGCAUCACCAUCUACAUGUGCGCCAGUAUUAAGCCACAGUAAACUAAUUAACAUCACGGUAAGAUAGUACCGUCCGGGACAAUAGUAUCUUAUGGAGGAGUAAUUUACUGCGAUUAAAUGUAUAUAUAGAUGCUGACCACGAGCAUAAAUUGCACAUGGUCAGCCUAGCCAGCAGAGGGCCAGAUUCCUCCUGCCACCUAGCCACAAAGCUCUAACUCUACACUUUCAACACCAUCAUACCUUAGCCAGCCCCUCCACCACCCGACACUGCCACCCAGAACCCAGGGCAGAGCAGGGCAGGAGGGGCCCUGGCAUCGAAUGCUCUGCCCUGGCUCAAAUUGCUACUGCCCCAGGUGCAUGUGUAGAUGCUGCACCCAGGAGUAAUUUACUCCAGCUCCAAUUGAUCUGGAGUUUAUUGCUUCAAAUUAAUUGCACGUGUGGAUGCACCCAUUAUGAAUUGGCUGAGGUAUAGGUAGAUCAAGGAGGAACAAGGUGUUCAGGAUUGAGAGAUUCCCACAGUAGGCAGUUAGUCCCACACAAGAGGCAGAUAUUAUGAAAGAGAGAGAGCAGGAAUUCAAAAAGCCAACAAGAAGCAGACAGGACUCAGAGAAACUUAGGGGACCCUUUAGCACUUAUUUGUAUGAUGACAACUUCCUCUCAUCAGCAACCUAUAAAUAGGAGAUGACCUCAUGAAAUGAAAAAUCUCCAUAGCUCACUAAGUGCACAGUUAAGUGCAGAGGCUAAAAAAGCACUGGGCUUACAUCCCAUCUGAGCCAAUGAUUAUUUGGAUGUUUUCAGACUGGAUUUGUCACCAGGUUUGAUUGUCUCUGUUCAGAUGAAAAACUGUGGCAGCUCAGUAUUAGCUAUUCAGCAAAGGGAAAAAAAGAUUGGUUUCUUUGGACUGGUACAAAAACAUGUCCAUUCCAGAUCACAACCUCAUCAAAAAUCAGGCUGAGGUGCUUUUAAAGCUGGUUUUGCCAGCAGGUAGCACUGCUCAAAAAAAGAAUGGCAAUAUUUUCCUACCAAGCAUCCCACAUUCCCUAGCUACAUCCCACAUCAAUUUUAACCUUAUAGCUGAGAUGGGAAGGCCCUACUAAUAGAACUCCAUUAUCCAAGAACAGAAAAUACAAUGCAGUCAGCACUCACACCUCUGACCACAUGCCAAGACAAGUCGUUGCCAUAAAAUUGACAGUGAUGUUGCCACUGCUGUGUUGUGGCAUGAGGUCCUGCCAAUCAGCACCGCUAGGAAAGGGAAUGGACAAUAAAGGUAGUCAGUCCUCCCUUCACCUAAGUUUCUGUCACUCCAGCUUUAUUUCUCUGCACUUGGCAGAAAAUCUCUUCUCUCUAUUCCCCCUUUUUGUCCCUUGCCUGUAAGAGGUUCAGUAAAAAUCACUAACUUGGAAUAAGCUGUGGAGAAACCCUUACUUUUUAUGAACUUUUCUUCCCCAUUUCAGCUAUCCCACAUAGUACCUGCCUCUGUAGUUCCAGAUAAACAGAGACCGCCUUCACUCAGGCAUCACCACUACUGCUCACCUGCCCUCAAUCUCUGAGUCUACUAGAACCCUUGAAGGAAAGAUGUCUACAAUGUUGUGUUUCUUCUGCCUUGGUGAUAUGCUAACUGUCAGACUCCUCAGAUGUCUAAAAUGUUAUGUUUCUGAGUAAAUCUCAGGAACAAUUGGCACCAACUUGCUACCUCACGUGGUCUUUUUCAUCCAGUCACAAAUGCCCAUGAACAGGCUGUUGAUCUUAGGAAUGCAUCAGCUUUUCAGCACUGAUGAACUUUUGGGGAACACAGACAUUCUGCCAAGGAGUCAUUUGCAAGCUGCAUUCAGUAUGAGAUCAGCCAGCUUUUUAAACAUAGUCAGGUUUUAUGCUGUGUCACCAGAUGACCCGGCUUUUAUCUUAAAUUAUUCUCUACCCAAAACAAAUGGUUUGGUUUUGUCGCCCUGUUAGGUUUUCUUUGUAACUAGAUGAAUCUUGGCAAAAGAAGGCCUGACAUUCACAUAAAACAACCUUCACUCCUAUGAAGGGUUCAAGAGAAACUAAUCAAAAGAGUGCAAACUCAGGUGGGAGUAAAUUUGAUUCAGAUGUUGCCGAGACAUUCAUGAAUGUUCUUCUUCUGUUCUCAUCUCUAGUCGUGGGCCUAACUGAGUUCUAGACUAAAUGUCUCCAUGGGCUUGAUCCAAAACCCAGAGAAGUCAGUGGUAAGACUAAUUUCAGUAGGCUUACUCUAUUACAAGGUCCUUUUUUAAGGCCUUGUUGAAGUCACUGGGGACUCAUCUGCACAGAGAGGGCUUGCAAAUCAGACCCAGGAUUUGAUUUAAAGCCUGAAAUGAAUUAGAAACACUUGUCCAAAGUGGGUGAGGUGCAAAAGCAUAAAUUCACAGCAUCAGUGGGGGAAGUGUUUUGGGGUUUUACCCUGCAAAGUGCUGAGCCUGAACUGUUGCCAGUGGCUCUGAUAGGAGCAGAAAGAGCUCAGGACAUGGCAGGAUUGCACCAUUCUUUCUCUGUUAAUAACCUAAGGUGCUAUUCAAAUGGUCUUUCUAUGAACCUGAGUUGUCAGUGUGACAAAGUCAUCAGCAAAGCUAACUGCACUUUAUCAUGCAUCAGCAGAUGCAUGACAAAUAGAACCAAGGAGGUGAUACUUCUCCUCUAUGUGUCAUUGGUCAGGCUGCAGUUGGAGUACUGCAUCCAGUUUUGGGCACCAUACUUCAAGAAGGAUGUUGAUAGACUUGAGUGGGUCCAGAGGAGGCCCACUCAUAUGGUUAGGGGCUUACAGGCCAAGCCCUACGAGGAGAGACUGACGGACCUGGACCUCUUCAGCCUCCACAAGAGAAGGCUAAGAGGUGAUCUUGUGGCUGCCUACAAAUUCAUUAGGGUGACGCAGCAAGGGAUCGGAGAUGCUCUGUUCACCAGGGUGCCUGGAACAAUGGUCACAAACUGACAGCAGAUUUAGGCUAGAUAUCAGGAAAAACUUCUUCACUGUAAGGGUGGCCAAAAUUUGUAAUGGGCUUCCAAAGGAGGUGGUGCUCUCCCCUACCUUAGGGGUCUUUAAGAGAAGGUUGGAUAGGCAUCUGGCUAGGGUCAUCUGAACCCAGCACUCUUUCCUGCCUAGGCAGGGGGUUGGACUCGAUGAUCUGUUGAUGAUCUUUUGAGGUCCCUUCCGACCCUAGCAUCUAUGAAUCUAUGAAUCAGUGAUUCUCAAGCAGGGUGUCUUAAGAUCCCUUCAAAAGUGCCAUGAGCUGCCAUACAAUGAUAGCACUGUUAGGCAUGCAAACACAAUUUACAAGAUAAACCCAGAACUUUCAAAUAGGAAUCCACAGCAUUAAAAAAAAUUCUGACUUGGGAUGGUCUUUCCGAGUCCUUUGCAAUAGAAGAUUUGCUCCAUUCUCUUUUCUGUAGUCAAAAAAUGUGCGAAAACUAAGAGCUGGCAUUUUCCAAAGGGUGCCUUGAGUCUAAAAAGGCCGAGAACCACUGUUUUAGAUUAAAUUCUUCUUAGCAAUUUUCCUUUAAGACAAUGCACUGAAGGAAUUUCUGCCCUUGAGAAACCAACAGAGUUAUCACUGAAGUACCAAGGCAAUUACCCAGCAGUUCUUAUUGGAUUCCCCUGACUGGCUGUGAUUCUUUUAAGGCUAAGCUCAGUCCCCAUUAAUUACUCCUAUGGAGGAGUUAAAGUGGGAAGAAGUGUGUGUUGAGAGAACGCAUCUCCCUCCUCCUUUUCUUGGGCUGCAUUAGCAACUGAAGAGAUGGUAUUAAAGUCUAGCAAAUAUUUUUCUGGUAAUGGGAUGCUGCCUCAGGACUGAAAGUCACAUUUGAUUUGAUUAAGAACACUGAAGUUUACAUGCUUCCCCAACUCACAAGCCUCCAAAAUCUAUCCAGAAAUCUUUGCAGAAUGGGUUCUGUCUGGGGGACAUCCUGUUUUCAGCCAGGUCAGAAAUGGUAGUGUUCCUAUUUACAUUAGAGCAAUACCUAGAGGCCACAGCCAAAAUUGAGACCCCAUUGAUAAAGAAAUUAGGCCUCCAAGAAUUCAGCUUUACUGUGUCUGGUCCCAUGUGCCAAAGUAGAGAGGCCUGCAUAUUAAAAAUACUUGCUAGGGAAUUUUUUAACACUUCCUAAGUAGGCUUCAUUUGAGUGUGAGUCAAGUACAAGGGAAGGCUCAGCUCCAUUCCAGUUUCAUCUCAGCCACUUUCUCCUACCCCUGUUCUACUCUUUGUUCAACAGGAGUUUAAAAACUGACUCAGAGAGAAAGAAAAAAAAAAAGGAAUGGCAAAGGCUUGAAAGGGAGAAUUGCCUUUCUGAUGCUUUGCAAAAAAGGUUUAAAAGUGAGGGACUCAGUAGGCGCAUCUGCACAUGCAAUUAAGUCAACUGAAUAAACUCCGACACAGUUUGUGCAGGAGUUUAUUGCUCCCAGGUGCUGUGUUUACACGUGCACCUGGGUCUGCAGCACACUGACCUGAAUCAGAGCAUCUGUAGCUGGCAGGAGGCCCAGGGGGGACAGCCAGACAGCCUGCAACUGCUCCCAUUGGCUCAACUGUGCUGCAGAGGGGCUGGCUGUACCAUGAGGGUGCUAAAAUGUGGGGCUAGCCAUCAGGCAGCCCCCACACUGAAGCACCCUCAUUCCCCAGCCAGCCCCAUCAGCAUCUACACGUGCAUUGCAGCACGCUAAAUAAUGUCAGCACAGGACAGUACUUGUGUUUACAAGUACUACUAACCUAUGACAGAGUUAAUUAGUUUACUGUGGCCUAAUAGCUUCACAUGUGUAGAUGCUGAGACUUUACUGAGGAGCAAAUUAGGCAUUAAACAUCUCAUAUAGAUGCACCCAGUGAGACCCAUUUCAUUACCAUAAGCAGAAAAAUAUUCCUGAGAUGUGCUCCGAUUGUCAGUGAGUUGUCAUUCAAGGAUUUCAAGAAACCUUUGCCUCUACCCUUUGCCUUUGUACAAGUUUAUAAUAAAAAUACUGCGAGGGUUGCAAAAUUGCAUUGUUAAUGUAAAUACACUGACCUUCACCUCCCUGCUUUGGGAUAUUAUGCAUCCCCAUUGUAUAAUACACAUAACUGGGCACAUCUACACAUGAAUAUUAAUGUGAAGCAAUAAACUAGCCUGCAGGCAGCCCUACAUAGUACCACCCUUGUGUCCCAGCCAGCUCUGAUCACUGUCUACACAUGCACAACGGCGGAAAUAACUCUGCCAUAGAAUAAUACUUGUGUUAGGUAGUACUAUGCUACAGCAGUGUUAAUUAGGUUAUGUUAAUUAGGUUACUCUGGCCUAACAUGUAGACAGUGAUGCUUUACUGUGGAACUAAUUAGGCAACUUUGCAGUAAGCAUCUCACAUAGAUGCACCCACUGAGUCCUAAAAAACAAAAGGGGACAAGGAGAGUUCAAGUGACUUGCUGAAGUUCACAUGGUGAGACAGACCUUCAGCUAGCAUAAAUUGGUGUCUCUGGUUUCAAUGAAGUUUUUCUGAUUCAUACCAGCUGAGGAUACAGCUCAGCAACUUCAGUUUAAACUGGCUUUGUAUCAAGAGUUAUUCUAUGACAGAACAGGUUUCCAUCAAUCUGGAAAGUCCAUGUUUAAAGAUGUCUUCUCCAGAGGCACUGUUCUGGGGCUAUAAACCAGGCUACAGGAUAAGCUGUUAAGUAUAUUGUACAAGUCAGAGGUCAAAAUAUCUCUUGAUGAACAUUGCCCAAUUAAUCAUGUCUACCAUUCACUGGUUCCCUAACACCAGUGCUGAAUCUUCACAAGAACACUCCUACAAGGGACUGACAUGCUGGUGGCCAAGGUGUUUCUCAAGUCCAGACAACAAGGAUUUAAAAUAUGAAAGGGCAGAAAUUGCAACUGAGCUCUCAUUCACUUGAUGUCUAGAAUCAGUUCACCUACCUAUUCACAACUGGUCGCUUGAGAAAUGCAGAGAGCUGCGGCGAGCAAAUCUCAGUGUACGACUGACACCCUGUGGGGAGACCGGAAAACUGCAACUUCCUACAUCCUUUAGGAGCCUUCCUCCUUCUUUCCUGCAGGUCAGGCAAAGAGGAAGGCUGGCAAAGGUCAGAGUUCCCUCCCCACUCCUGACAGUUUUCUGAGACCCUCAGGAGCAGAAGAGGGCAGUGGCAGAAUGGGGACAGGCUUAUUGACCUCAGCAGUUAACCCGUUGUGUAUACGUAUGUUUAUGAUGCACACAAAUAUCCAUACACAUCUUAUAAACAAACCUACAAGCUUGCCCACCUGAGCAAAGCACAAUUUGUCAAAGAAGCCACUGCCUCUACCAAACACUGCCAGCAAGGGUUAUCUGUUCAGAUGUCCCCCCUCCACAUGCCCCCCUUCCUUGUAGUACAGUGAAUUUCUGCCAAAGGGCCAAAAGAGAAUCAGUAGCAAAGACCAUGUGCUCUCCCAUCUUGGUGGAAGGCAGCAUUCCUGGAAGUUUCACUGGCUGCCCGUGCCCAGUGGGCUCUCUGAAUUGCUACCUAAGACAGAUACCCUGGGUUAAUCUGGGAAUAAGAAUUUCCCUCUUGUCCUUCACAUGCCUGCCUGAUGGUCCUUAGUUCCUGUUCUGUCUUGGAGCUAGACUAGGUGCUCUUAAUUUUUUUAUAUUGCUUAACUCCCCAGAGUCUACUAGAGAUCACAGGCACAGCUUAGCCAUGCCUGAAAGCAGAGACUAUUGCCUACCAUCCGUUUCAAAAAAGAAAGGGGUGGGAGAAGGGGGAGCCAGCCUCUGAGUAUCAGUCAGUGGAAAAAGACCCUCUUCAACAGCCACCAGGGGAUAUAAACCAAAUUCCAGGCUUUCAACAUUGUCACUUUUUCAGGAAAAUGACAGCAAAACAAAACAACCCCCUGCCCCUGCUGUACAUACAUUACUCUGGAAUGAUGUUUAUUUAAGAAAAGAAGAAGACGAAGAAGAAUGGAGGCAGAAACUUCCUCAGAGAGACUUUGAUGAACUAAACAAAAGCGGGAGAGAAAAAAUAACAACCGCCCUCCCAACCCUAUAAUGGAAACGUAGCUCAGAGAAUGGGAUCUAAGCUUGUUAACCAUUGUUAACUAGUAUUUUUAGUCCUGACAGCUCUUAGCCUAUGUAUAGUUCCUUUUUUUAAUGCAUUUUCUAUACGUUAAUAAAAGAUUCCGAAGGAGCAA